Messenger RNA from Caenorhabditis sp. 36 PRJEB53466, 544 nucleotides. The record is from the annotation of a GenBank genome assembly. Lineage: Eukaryota; Metazoa; Nematoda; Chromadorea; Rhabditida; Rhabditidae.
AUGCGUUCCUAUCUAAUACUGUCCGUUUUGGCAGUUUUCUGCGCGGCAGGUACUUUCCACUCGUUCGCAGUUCCACUUCUCAACUCAUUUCAGAAGCGUCUGCGGCCACAAACUGCUCGGCGAAAGGCGAGAUUACGUGCUACUCUUGCAUGGGUCGUGACAUGGAAAACUGCCAGUCGGGGCUCACCUGCUGCAAGGGAGCGUGCUUCAAACUCGAGGAUAUUAGUGAGUCUCCGCAUCCGUCCUCCAUUUGCAUCAAAUUUUUAUGCAUUUUCCAGAACAUAACGUUAUCGUGAAAGGAUGCGUGAAUAAUAAGGAAGAGGACGCGUCGAUGAAGGUGCGCGAGCUCAAUGUGCCGCUUUAUUGGGCCAACAAGGAGAAGGUUAAAGGUAAGGGAAAUUCUGAAUGAACAAUCAAAAAGUGUUUCCAUUCUCUAGGAGAAUCAUUCUUCUGUACCGGAAAGAAUUACUGCAACGAGACUCCGAAUCUGAGCCUGUUGGGCUCCUUCCUCUCCGUUCUCAUCGCUGGUCUCGUCAUCCGAUAG